Messenger RNA from Branchiostoma belcheri (Belcher's lancelet), 2408 nucleotides. RefSeq names its product BRO1 domain-containing protein BROX-like. Bases 63 to 1307 code for a protein of 414 amino acids. The record is from RefSeq and is a predicted model, not a curated record. The transcript has 12 exons. NCBI's taxonomy places the organism in Eukaryota, Metazoa, Chordata, Leptocardii, Amphioxiformes, Branchiostomatidae.
UUGCCAAAAAUGUGCUGAUUACGUCAUGAUCAUAAGGUUCCGUAGGUGUGUGUACAAGAAAGAUGGCGCAUUGGUUCCAUAGGAAUCCGAUCAAGGCGACUGCUCCUGUAUCGUUCGCCCUUGGACCGAUCUGUACCAACGCACAGACCCAGAAAAUAUGCAGUGACUUGCGUAUGAUCCGUGCACAACUCUUGGAACUCCUGUGUGACCCAAAUAAGGAUGUGACUGUUGUCAAGACAACAUCAGACAACUACUUUGCCUUGUUGCAAGGGUUCCUACAGGCCCUAGAUGACAACAGUGGUGAGAGCAAGUUGAGGCACUCGGUCAAGUUCAAGUGGUCCAGCACAGUUUUGAGCAAUGCUGUUGUCACUCAAGCUGAUGCCCUGUUUGAGUUGGCCUCCAUGGCAAUGAACAUUGGACUGUGGUAUACGAAACAUGCAGCCAAGAUAGCUGCCAGUGAUGAAGUAUCUAUGGAUGAAGCAAAAGAAGUGCACAAAUGUCUGAGGACAGCAGCAGGCAUCUUUAAGAACCUGAAGGAACAAGUUAUUGGGAGACUUCUGGAGACAGCAGAGAAGGGCACAGACCUGGAUCCAAAAGUUGUAGAAUCCUACUUCCAACAGUCAACAGCAGAAGCACAGGAAGUGGCCCUAGCACGAGCUGUGGAGAUGAAGCACAGUGCUGGCCUCAUCUCAUCACUGGCUUAUGAAACAGCUCAACUCUUCAUCACUGCAGGAGGUUCACUAGACCAACUUGAUGCAGCAAGUGUUGGAAAGUGGCAGAAGUAUCUACAGCUGAAGGGUGUAUUUUACUUGGCUCAUGCACACUGUUAUAAUGGAGAUGCACUGUUGGCAAAGGAUAAAUGUGGAGAUGCAAUCAGAGCCUUGCAGGAAAGUGAAAAGUUGUUUGAAAAAGCUGACAGCUUGUGCAAGGAGUAUGCAUCUGCCAAAGGUCCAGGGACAUCUGCCAGACCAGACCAGCAUGUCUUCUUCCAAAGACUGGGGAAACAGGUGAAAAUUACUCUGGACAAGUGCACAAGGGAAAACGGCUUCAUAUACUUCCAGAAGGUUCCUCCUGAGGUCCCAGAGCUGGAGAAGAAGGCCACAUAUGGUCUUGCCAACCCAGAGGAGUUCCAGUUGCCUCCGCCAAACCCAAUGUGGAGUGCUGACAUCUACAAUGCAUUUGACCUGUCACAGGCACCUGCUGCACAAAAGGCUGAGAAGGAACCAGAAGUCAAACCUGUGAAGGAAUCAGACAUCUAUCAGUCUACCAAGGAGCCUGGAACCUUCAGUGGAUGUGUGAUCUCCUAAGGUUGCCUUCCUGUGGAUUAAAAUUUGUAAAAAUGUGUACAAUACAAGGAAUUGUUUUGAGCAUUUGGGUGUAUUUCACAUUACUAAAUAAACUACAUUUUGUAUCUUGGAAAUGUCUUGCCUCAAUAUGGAAUGUUGUCUUAAGGGUGCCCCAAUUUUAGUUAGCAUUAAGCAUUUUUUAUCUUGAAAAUUAUUGAAUGAUUCAAAUGUAAGUAAUCACAAAUGUUUUGUAUCUGCAUUGCUAAAUACAUACGCAGUCUGACACAAGGAAAUUGCUUCCGUCAAUUUUGUACUAAAAUUGCAGAUGUUUAAUGGUAAUAUUAAUUUGUUGGUUUGCUUAACAACCUAACAGGAAGUUUUCAGGGCUCUUCAUUGUUUAUUUGGAAAGGCGUUCUUACCCCUAGUUGAGAACAUAUGUUAUUCUUAAGAAAUACAAAUGUAGGUAGUGAAACAUUCAAAGUACAUGAACAAAAUGUACGUAAGACCUGUCCUGACGCAGGUCUGGAGGGGAAGAAAGCAAAAGGCUAUCAUGUACCUGUUGAUAAUUUGUAAAUGUAACCUGUUACAUCGUAUACAGUAGUUGUUCUUUUGAAUGGAUUAAUCUGUUUUGCAGUAGUACUGCAUGCCACCCCUCUACUGAAAGAUAUCUACUGCGCAUGCCACGAUAGUAUGCAACCUGUGAAGCCGAAAUUAAAUUUCAAGCAGCCAAUUUUUCAGGGGAAAAAGAACAAGCUUGAGAUGACAUGUUUUACAUUUUUCUACUGAAAGAAAACAAUUCUCGCUUGAAUCAGUAACGUUACAUACAUUGUAUACUUUACCUAGAACUCAAAAUGUAUAAGUAUCUAUCGUAAAUAUAUGUAUAUCUGCUGACAUGUACAUUGUAUAUUAAUAAUACAACCUAGAGGUAGAGAUAGUAUACCAUAGUCAAGUUGCGGUGGCUUUUAGUUAUGUCAAAGUUGUAUAGCCAAACGUAUACAUGUAUGUUUGUAUAUGCAUAUCCCUUGUAAAGUGGACAGGGGACAAGUCCCCAGAGGAUGAUAAAGCUACAACUGACAGUCCUGUUCAGUCUAGUAAAUAAGUACUAAUAUGGAUGACUUUUAA